Nematostella vectensis (starlet sea anemone) is the source of this 929-nucleotide messenger RNA. Its product is annotated as STING ER exit protein. The coding region runs from base 83 to 727 and encodes 214 amino acids. The record is from RefSeq and is a predicted model, not a curated record. NCBI's taxonomy places the organism in Eukaryota, Metazoa, Cnidaria, Anthozoa, Actiniaria, Edwardsiidae. The transcript has 8 exons.
CCUUAUUCCAUUGCCUGGCUACAAAGUAAAGAUGGCCGCCUUUGUUGUUUGUUCGGUUUAGUGAUUUUCCUAUCGUUUCGCCAUGCCUAAAGUCAUCUCUAGAAGUAUUGUGUGCUCGGAUACUAAAGAUAAAGAAGAGUAUAAGGCCGACGACGCAUCUCUUUUCGUCUACUACUGCAUUUGCGGGCAAAUGGCGAUGAUUUUAGAUUCCACGCUAGAGAAGCUACCACUCCGGCGGACGGACCAUGCAAGGGUGAUAGACAGCAGUAAACAUGCAUUCAAACUCAAUGCUGUGGAGGGAGAUGUAGUGUUUCUCAAAAGGAAGGGGGGUAUUGAGAGGCAGUUCCGUCUAAAAUGCAAGAAAUGUGACUUGUGGCUAUUCUACAGACCAUCAAAGAAAGACCAGAAUGUCACUUUUGUUGUAGAUGGUGCAAUGGCUCAGUCUGGGAAAGCUCCAACAGAAACAAAGAAAGUACCAGACAAGGUGAUGAUGACUAAACGCACCAAGGAGUUUGGCAAGUUUGGCUCUGUGACAGUGUCUACAGUUGAUGAGGAAGAAGAGGAAAUAGAACAGCAAGAGGUUGAGUCAUCAUAUGCUCACAAUGCACGGAUCAUCGAGAAGCAACUGGAGCGCAAAUCAGCUGUCCCUAAACGCACCCAUGAUCAGGACACUAAAGCUGAGUUUGGGACCAAGAAGCCACGUGGCACCCUGAUAGACAGAACCUAGUACCCAGGUGCUGUGUCAUUGGCUAAUGGCAAGAAGAAAAAUUGAGACUCUAGAGAUGAAACGGUGAAGACAGAUUGGAAGGAAGUCAGGAAAGAUGAGACAAGUAAAUUGUGUGUAGUAAAAAAAUGGUCCAAUUUAAAAUGGGACAUAGACAAGGACUUCAGAGCACAAAAAAGUCUUAAUAAAAGAUAGGUUUUAUCAA